AUGUCAAUUACGAACGAUUUCAUCUGGGCGGCCAGCCCUUCUACCACCAGGGGCCAACCCACCCACCUCUCGUCGGAUGCCAAAGGCGAACGGCUUGCUUAUGCGGCCAAUAAAUCCAUAUUCUUGCGUUCAAUCGACAACCCCGCCAUCGCGACGCAGUACACCGAACAUAAGGCUCAGACUACAGUCGCACGGUUUUCACCGUCUGGAUUCUACGUCGCUAGCGGUGAUGCAACUGGAUUAGUUCGAGUCUGGGACUGCGUCGGCGAAGGGCAUACGAAGGGUGAAUACAGUAUUGUCAAUGGUAGGAUCAAUGAUCUCGCAUGGGAUGGGGAUUCCCAGCGUAUAAUCGCGGUUGGUGAGGGGAAACAACGAUAUGGCCACUGCAUUACUUGGGAUAGUGGAAAUACCGUCGGGGAAAUUUAUGGCCACACCCAACAGAUUAACUCCGUUUCGAUUAGGCAACAACGACCUCUGCGAGCUGCUGCUGCUGGUGAUGACAAGAAUUUAGUCUUCUACCAUGGAGCGCCUUUCAAGUUCAACACGGGUAUCCGUGACAAACACACUAAUUAUAUUUAUGGCGUCGGCUUCAGUCCAGAUGGCUCAGCGUUGGUUAGCGUUGGUGCUGACCGGAGGAUCUGGCUUUAUGAUGGCAAGACGGGAGAGUCAAGGGGCCAGAUUGGGGAAGGUGAGCAUAAGGGUAGUAUUUUCAGUGUUUCAUGGUCCAAGGACUCUCGGAAGUUCGUAACUGCGAGUGCCGAUAAGACCGUCAAGGUAUGGGAUGUGGAAGCCGGUAAAGUUUCACAAACAUGGAACAUUGGAGGAGAGGGAAGUACAGAUAUCAAAGACCAGCAGGUCGGCGUGGUUUGGCCCCCGGGCAGAAGUGACAAUCUGCUUAUCAGUUUGUCACUGGGUGGCAAUCUGAAUUAUCUCGCUGAAGGUACUCCUGAGCCUAGACAGGUCAUCCAAGGCCACCAGAAAAACAUUACAUCCUUGACACAGUCCCACUCCAGUAGCGACAAUGGCACAUUGUGGACUGGAAGUUUCGACGGCAGAGUCUGCAGCUGGGACGUGCCCACUGGAACUGCGGAGGAGGUGGACGGCGAAAGUCACUUGACGUAUAUUGCAGGCCUUGCGCCGAUAGAGGAAGGCAAUGGUAGAAUCUACAGCGUGGCCUGGGAUGACACCAUCAGAUCUGUGGACGUUGGGGCUAAAACAUACAACGGAAGCUCUUCCAAGCUAUCUGGACAGCCUAAGGGUAUCGCUGCAGCUGAAGCGGUAUUGGUAGGGACCUCGGAGAGUGUUGAGAUUUACAAAGACGGCCAGAAGAUUGGCGACUUCAAGUCAAAGUUUACCAUAACUGCUGUGGCAGCAUAUGGAAGCACUGCAGCCAUCGGCAGCGAUGAUUCAACUGUUCAAAUUUGCGAAAUCUCGGGCGCUACUUUGAUUCCUAAGACGGAUAUUAAAGCUUCUCGGAAUCCCGUGUCCGCAUUGGCUUUCUCGCCGAACGGUUCCCUGCUGGCUGUUGGUGAUUCACGCGGUCGCGUUCUUGUUUACAACGUCGCCGAUGCCAGUCUAGUCACAGACCGUUGGACGGCACAUACUUCGCGGAUCACUUCCAUUGCAUGGAACGAAGACGGUACACACGUUGUGAGCGGAGCGUUGGACACCAAUAUAUUCGUGUGGAACUUGGCCAAACCUGGAGAGUGGCUUCAAGUUACUAAUGCUCACAAAGAAGGUGUCAACGGUGUAGCCUGGGUGUCGGGAAAAAGAGAAAGAGGACGAGCCACCGUUGCUAACCACAAAUUUGAUACGAAGCUGCGGCAGGCGACGUUUGUCCUACCUAAAACCGGUCAACGCUUGAGAGGUCUAGUUACUCUACGAAGCCCUCAUCCCGAAUCGAAUGGCCACGAUGACGAAGAACGCCGCGGGCUACUCUCCGGACAAUAUUCCGUGGGCCGGGAAGGGAUACCUUUACGCUUAUGGAGAAAGGUGCGAAAAACAGAACUUUGGAUACAUCGAGUUAUUUCUACUGAGCUAGGAAUCGGUGUCCUGAAAUGCAGCCUAGCCUACUUAUUGGGAUCGCUUGCAACUUUCGUGCCAGCGAUCGCUUCGUGGCUAGGCCAUCAAGAUGGCAAGCAUGUUGUGGCCACCGUUACAGUCUACUUCCACCCAGCAAGGUCUCAAGGGAGCAUGUACAAGGCAUCAAUUUGUGCCUUCCUAGCGUUUCUCUACGCUGCUUUCAUCUCUUUGACAAGCAUGUGUGUCUCUAGGUUCUUUCAGGACACCCUUGACUUACUCCCACUGGGCCAUGCUGUAGUUCUCAUAGUCUUCUGUGGAGGUGGUUUAGGAUUUAUUGGAUGGACAAAGCAAAGACUGGGCGACCCCCUUGUGAACGUCGCCUGUUCCCUUGCUUCGCUGUCGUCCAUUACCGUCUUGACAAAAGAAGGCUCAGUACAGAAUGGGAAUUUGUCGUUCGCUAAAAUUUUUCAGGUUUUGAAAAUGGUCGUGAUGGGUGUAGCUGCGGCCAUGGCUGUGUCAUUUAUGAUAUUUCCAAUAUCUGCACGGAAAAAGCUACGGUCAAACCUCACCACUGUCACCGAGACGCUAGCAACGAUGCUAGCCUUGAUUACUGAGAGCUUCCUCACUGGAUCUGAAGAGGAGCUUCAGACUGAAGAAUACCUAAGUGCAGCUGCGCGCCAUAAGCAAGCAUACAGUCAGCUUGACAAACUAUUAAGAGAAGCGAAAUUGGAGCAUUUUGUUGCAGGUACAGAGAGACAGUACAGGCUGGAGAAAAAACUUGUACGCUGGGUACAAGACAUCACUCAUAACAUGGGCGGCUUGCGCAGUGCGGCUCUCCUGCAGUUUCAGCUGCUAAAGCAAACCAAACUUGCCAGGCCAAUGCAGUACAAUAGCGAAGCAGAGAUUAUAAAUGGGAUUCAUCGAGAAUCUUUACCUAGUCCAUGGUCAGUACAUGAGGAGCGACCAAGUUUGGAGCCGAUAGAUGAGAGGCCGGAAGAAGAGGUCUCGGAUUCAGGAAGAGACAGGCCGAAUUCAAGUCCGGAAAGAGAGAUUUCUGAUUCAGAAACUGAUCACGUUCUUCUUCCUGCGGAUAUUUUCGCACUAUUUAUCGGUCAUUUAGGGCCUUCGAUGCGAUCGCUUGCAUUCACUUUAAAAGAAAUCUUCAAGGAGAUUCCUUUCAAGCCUGCACCGGAUUACAGAGUCGCAAUCAAUAGUAGGUUCCGCACCAGUCUUGACCGGGCACUUGAUCUCUAUCGAGGAUCCCGAGAAGAGGCGUUGAAGACUAUAUAUCGACAGAAGGAUGUCUUAGACAUCCAGACCUUGGAAGUCGAAGCGGAUCUUGAGGAAGUUGCUGCCAGCUGCGGCCAUUUUAGUUUUUCGCUUCUGGAAUUCGGUGAACAGCUAAAGGAGCUGCUAGCAAUCCUUGAUGAGUUGCAACUUGAAGCUGAGGAGAGGCCUAGUGGUAGAUCCUGGAACUGGCUGAGGUUUUGGUCUCGACGAAAUGCUUGGCGGCCAUUGGUUGAAGCAGGUUUCGUACAAGGUGGUGUUGAGCCUCAAUUGGUGGUCGGUAACACUGAGCCACACAGUAAAACAUCGUUAUCAACCCUCCUUCCGGGAAACAUGUCGGGGGAAAAAAGCUUUGGUUAUCGUAUCUGGAAGUCACUCAAGAUCUUUCGACGGGAUGAUACCAAGUUUGCUAUCAAAGUAGGUACAGGUGCGGCACUCUAUGCUUUGCCAUCAUUUCUCCCGUCCACAAGACCAUUUUACUCUCAUUGGAGAGGCGAGUGGGGUCUUUUGUCGUACAUGCUAGUUUGUUCGAUGACCAUCGGUUCUUCAAACACCACCGGCUAUGCCCGUUUUUUGGGUACCAGCUUAGGGGCACUCUGCGCCGUCAUUUCGUGGUUCGUGACUGGUGGGAACGUGUUUGGCCUCGCAUCUCUGGGGCUAUUCAUGGCUACGUGGACGUCGUAUCUCAUAAUUGUCAAAGGGCAAGGUCCGAUGGGCCGCUUCAUCAUGCUUACAUACAACCUCUCGGUGUUGUACGCGUACUCCCUGAGCCAGAAGGAAGGGAACGAUGACCAGGACGAAGGGGGCGAAAGUCCGAUUAUAACUGAGAUUGCUCUUCAUCGUGUUGCAUCUGUUCUGUCUGGCUGUAUCUGGGGUAUUAUCAUCACACGAGUGAUUUGGCCUAUCAGCGCGAGGAAAAGAUUGAAAGAUGGUCUAAGCCUCUUAUGGCUUCGAAUGAGUCUACUCUGGAAACGCGGCCCGCUGUCUACCAUGACUAGUAACACGGAUAACUCAGUUUUCAUGAGCCCAAGGGAGAAACUGGAGAUUGAACGAUUCCUUUCGCACUUGGAAUCUCUUCAGGCGUCCGCCCGCUCCGAGUUUGAGCUGAAACGCCCAUUCCCUGAUUUGGCAUACAGUAACAUUCUCUGCCGCACAAGGAGUAUGGUAGACGCUUUUCUUGCGAUCAAUAUUGAGCUUGAUAAAAAUAUGACAGCGUCCGAAGGCGAGCUUAGUAUUCUCCAAUAUACCGAUAAGGAAAGGCAGCAAUUGUCGUCGCGCAUCAGCCAUCUAUUGUCAGUAAUGGCCUCGUCUAUGAAACUCGAGUACCCGCUGAGCGACGUCCUUCCUAGCAUUGAACAUGCCCGAGACCGGCUUCUUGCCCGCCUUUUCCGCUAUCGCAAGGAUCAUGAAGCAUCGCGCCUGUCUACGGACGAGGACUAUGCGUUAUUGUAUGCUUACACCCGUCGCGCUUCUGCGAGCCUCUCAACCAUGCAGAUCGAUCCGGCCGCUCUGAGUCGGACUGAGUCUACAUCGACCGCAAUAACUCCCUCAAAAAAUGCGACCCCUAGCACUUCAACGACUUCGAAGUCUACUAAAGCCCUGAUAUCUGUCCCGCGACUGGAUCUUGAGCCUAUCUAUACAGAACUGAAAGCCGCUAUCGGCGACAGCUGGCCUGAGUACAAGGAGACCACUACUCUCUUCCUUCUAGGACAAUUGAACCAGAAUGAACUCUCGUCUCGCGUUGAUCAUAUAAUUUGCGCCGACCAGAAAACUGAACACCUCCAUAAUAAUUUCAUAUGCGCAAUUAUUGGGAACCUCACAAGGGACCUUCCGGAUCAUGGAGUUGCAAGUUGGGUGUCGGCGAACGACAAACCGUCGGUGGUCUCGAAGCCGACAUCAGGGGAUGCAGCGGAGCAGAGGCUAAAGACGGAGGUCAUGCAGCUUCCUCCUAGAGAUCGUCGGCGAAUAAAAGCAAUUCCUGAGCAUGACCCCGUUGAGACUACACCGAACGGGUUAGAGGAAUAUCAUUUGGCGAAACAAAUAAAGCUGCCCAGCCAAGUACCGGCAAGUGCAGGCGGCCUGAAUAAAACAAAUUGGGAGUUGGAGAUUCGAAAACGCUAUGCACAACCUUUGGCAUCAGAGACUGGUGAAUUCCCAGAUGCUGAAUCCAUUCAUGCUCGUAUGAUCCCUAUAUGCUACGAAGAGUCAAUUGUUAGUGGCGCAGGGCUACCCUGCGCUGAGUUUAUGGCCAUUGCAACGGAAACUUUUGUGAAGGAAGUUUUAUCUGUCGUAUUCUCUCGGACGAGGUCUAACGGACCAUCCGGCACUAUUAAUGGUAUGAUGAUGCGCAAGUAUCGCCAGCAGCUUGAACGGGAAGAAUUAGCUUUUACACGCGGGGAGAUUGUGAAAGAUGGUGCGACAGGCUUGCUACCUGUCGAAGCUAAAGAAGCAAGCGUUAGAAAGCCCCUCGGGGUCAGAGACCUCCGUUUGGCUUUAGAGCUUGGUGGGGGAGUUCUCAGUCAUAUGCCACUGAUUGUGGAUCAAAUAAUGGGCGGCUACCUUGAGGAUGAGCUUGAAACAGACAAGCAAGACCGAGCUGACGAUGUGGCGGAGAUUCCCAAGGAUAGUAUGAAGUUGAACAAUUCGACGGAGAUAAUGGAGGUUGAUGAUGAUGGGGAUGUUGUAUGGGAAGGUGCCACGAUGGCAGACCGAGAACAGCUGGGGUCUUUACUGGACGAGUGCUUGUCCAUGGCCUGUUGA
This is a messenger RNA of Aspergillus pseudotamarii, 6069 nucleotides long. Its product is annotated as WD40 repeat-like protein. NCBI's taxonomy places the organism in Eukaryota, Fungi, Ascomycota, Eurotiomycetes, Eurotiales, Aspergillaceae. Gene Ontology annotation, cellular component: SAGA-type complex. Gene Ontology annotation, molecular function: protein binding. The transcript is spliced from 11 exons. Bases 1 to 6069 code for a protein of 2022 amino acids. The record is from RefSeq and is a predicted model, not a curated record.